AUGUCUCUUGGACUUCAUCAAUCUGAAUGUUGUGAUAAAGCCAAACGGCUACAGAACAAUGUGAUUCAUCCGUCGUUUUCUGGUGAGUUCAACCAACUAAUCCCCUUGUUUCUGUUCCCUUCAACCGAUUGUUGCGUGCUCAGCGGCUCCAAUGAGUCCCUGCUGUGGCCCUGUGCCACCUCGCUUCCAGCUCAGCCUCUGGAUGGAUCUCAAUUUUCCGCCGCCUUCUCCUCAGCCUCCUCUACUCCUUCACUGAGCGGCAUGGGUCUACGCUCGGUCUCAGCAACCGGAGCCACUUCUAGACAGGCCAAUUCGAACGGCUUUCCUGCUCCUCCCGACAUCAAUUCGUCGUCGAUUUGUCCUAUUAAGCAUCGUCACCAACAGCAUUUGUCUGUGCCAAACAGUGCAAAUGUUGGCCUUCUACCUGUACCCUCGUCGACCGGUGAACCCAAUCUUAGUGAUGCUGCUGACAAUCCUUGCUCCAGCGUUUGCGUUGAUGCGCACUGGAAUGCUGGUGGCAAGGGUGAUGACAGUGUUGGGGAGGGUUGCCGAGCGACCGAUAGGCUCUCACUGAUGAACCAGCAUCAACGGCAGAACCAGCCUCAGCAUAAAUCACCAGCUCAACUGCAACAACACCAAUCGUCC
Messenger RNA from Protopolystoma xenopodis, 645 nucleotides. NCBI's taxonomy places the organism in Eukaryota, Metazoa, Platyhelminthes, Monogenea, Polystomatidea, Polystomatidae. The record is from the annotation of a GenBank genome assembly.